UUCUCUGUCAACUCAACUCUUCUCUCUAAUAAUUCAAAUCCCAAUCCCUCCAACGGCUAUUUCCAAACCCCAUCAUCUUUCUUCUUACCUUUCCCCAUUUCCUUCGCUCUCUGUGUUCUUCUUCUCCUCUGCCCCAAAAUGAAGCACUUCAUGCUCCCAAGAAACCCUCUCAGGGACGCAGAACUCGCUUCUUCGGCCACCCCAGCCCCCUCUCCUAGCUCCGCCAAAACCCGCCCCUCUCGCAAGCACAAACACUCCAAAGAGAAUGACCCUCCCUCCGAUCCCAAUCUCGCCGUUCCUUCUCCCGGAAAGUUCAAGAGCCCCUUGCCUCCGAGACCUCCCUCAUCCAACCCUCUCAAGCGAAAGCUCGCCGUGGCCGCCGAUGCCCUAGCCGACAAUUCCCUCCCCGCAUCCUCCGAUUCCGGCGUCAAGGUUAUCGUGAGGAUGAGGCCGCUCUGUCCCGACAAGGACGAAGGGGAUCCCACUGUUCAGAAGGUUUCCAAUGACUCGUUGUCCAUCAAUGGCCACAACUUCACCUUCGAUUCCGUUGCUGACACUGCGGCUACUCAGCUGGAUAUUUUCGAACAUGUUGGUGUGCCACUGGUGGAGCAUUGCUUGGCUGGUUUCAAUAGUUCAGUUUUUGCUUAUGGACAGACGGGGAGUGGGAAGACUUAUACGAUGUGGGGUCCUGCUAACUGUUUGUUGGAAGAAAACGAUCAGCAAGGACUUGCACCCCGUGUUUUUCAGCAACUAUUUGCACGCAUAAAUGAAGAGCAAGCUAAGCAUUCUGACAAGCAACUCAACUAUCAGUGCAACUGUUCUUUUCUUGAGAUAUACAAUGAGCAAAUCAUGGAUCUAUUGGAUCCUAGUCAGAGAAACCUACAGAUUCGAGAAGAUGUCAAAUCUGGUGUCUAUGUUGAAAAUCUUACAGAGGAGCCUGUGUCUUCAGUUAAGGAUGUAACUCAGCUUUUAAUAAAGGGAUUAUCAAACAGGAGAACCGGUGCAACCAGUAUAAAUUCAGAGAGUUCCCGCUCACACACUGUUUUAAUUUGUGUAGUUGAAUCUCGAUGCAAGAGUGCAGCAGAUGGUGUGAGCAGAUUUAAAUCAAGUAGGAUCAAUCUUGUUGAUUUAGCUGGGUCAGAACGACAAAAAUCAACCGGUGCUGCAGGAGAGCGAUUGAAAGAAGCUGGGAAUAUUAAUAGAUCACUCUCACAGCUUGGGAAUUUGAUAAAUAUUCUUGCGGAAGUCUCUCAAACGGGAAAGCAGCGGCAUAUACCAUAUAGAGAUUCGAGGCUGACAUUUCUGUUGCAGGAGUCUCUUGGAGGAAAUGCAAAAUUAGCAAUGAUUUGUGCUAUUUCACCAGCGCAAAGUUGUAGGAGUGAAACAUUUAGUACACUGAGAUUUGCACAACGUGCAAAAGCUAUCAAGAACAAGGCUGUUGUUAAUGAAGUUAUGGAAGAAGAUGUGAAGCACUUGCGACAAGUGAUACGGCAACUUCGGGAUGAGCUCCAUCGAAUUAAAGAAAAUGGCUACAACCCAAUGGACUCAAGUGGAGGUCAUUCAGCAGCUUGGAUCCGGCGAAGCUUGAAUUUGUUACAAUCCAGCCUCAAUCGACCACAACCAUUAUCCCGUGUUGAUGAAGAUGGUGAUGAGGAGAUGGAAAUUGACGAAGAAGUUGUUGAGGACCAUGACGAAGCUUCCUGCAAUACCAAUAUUCCGAGUAAUUGUAAUACUGCAGCUGAUAAUGACAAUGGAAUGAACACUGAUGAUCAGGUUUUAGCUCAACCUAGUGAGGAGAAAAAUAUGCCUGGUUGGCCUGGCAGUAAAAGUCUUAGUGAAGAACCAUCAUGUGCAAUGGUACAGAACAGUUUGUCUUGUCCAAUGGGCGAAUCUGACGUUGGAAGUUUUACCGGUUUUUCAGCCCCAGAUUUGCCCAGUGAGUCUCCUAGUGCAGCAAUGAAUUGUGUCUCACCUGCCAGCCUCAGCAUAGUUCAGUGUGAUUUGUCCCCAAACCUUAAAUCCCCAGCUCCUAGUGUUUCACCUAGAAUCAGUACCAGCAGAAAAAGUCUGAGGACAUCAACAGGGUUCUCUCCUUCUGAAAGCGAUCUUCAUGUUGAAAAAGAUUUGGGAAUUAGAACUAGCAAUAAGAAAAACUCAUAUUCUGCCUGUUCUAGUCAGACAGCUCCAAAUUUCAUUAGUAAAACAGAAAAUUUAGCAGCAAGCAUACGCCAUGGUCUUGAAAUUAUUGAUAGUUACCAACGCAAUUCAACUUUGAGGCAGUCAGCAUACAGGUUUUCCUUACGACCAAGAGAAUCUAGAUUAAUUUUUCCAGUUGACAAAGUUGAUGUGGGCCUGCAGACUUCUCUUGAUGAUAAUGUUGGAGAGAAUUCUGUUUCAUUCACCUGUAGUAAUUGUAAAAGCAGAGCACAACUUGAGGCCAACGAGAGUGACAAUAACUCAAACCUACAGUUAGUACCGUUUGAAUGCCCUGGGUCUGUUGAUAGGCCAAAGAAACAAGUGCUCAAAGCAGUAGAAAAGGUUUUGGCAGAAUCUAUAAGGAGAGAAAUGGCACUUGAAGAGUUUUGUGCCAAGCAGACUUCUGAGAUAUUGCAGCUUAAUCGCCUGGUGGAACAGUACAAGCACGAGAGGGAGUGCAAUGCUAUAAUUGCACAGACAAGGGAAGAUAAAAUUCUUCGUCUUGAGAGCCUCAUGGAUGGUGUUUUACCCACUGAAGAGUUCAUGGCAGAAGAACUAGUGGCUCUUAACCAUGAACACAAGUUGUUAAAGGAUAAGUACGAGAAUCAUCCAGAAGUUUUGGAAAUGAAGAUAGAGUUGAAAAAGGUGCAAGAUGAAUUGGAAAAGUAUCAAAAUUUCUAUAAAUUUGGGGAGAGAGAAGUGCUGAUGGAAGAGAUACAAAGUUUGAGAAGCCAGCUUCAAUUUUAUAUCGACUCUUCAUCCACAUCAUCAAGGAAGCAAUAUCCGCUAUUGCAAUUGACGUUGUCUUCUGAUCCCAGUACGACAGCAACCCUCACUGCCAUUCCAGAGUUGACAGAUGAGAGCGAGGAGACAAAUGAAGUUCUAGCAUCAUCCAAUAACGAUAUUGAAGCAAAGGAAAGUCUAGAAUCCUCCAAGAAUACUAAUGAAGCAAAUGAAAUUCUAGCAUCAUCCAAUAAUGAUAUUGAAGCACAAUUUGAACAAGAAAGAAUUAAAUGGACUGAGGCAGAAAGCAGGUGGAUUUGUCUUUCUGAAGAACUUAGAGGUGAGCUUGAAAGUUGCAGAUUGCUAUCUGAAAAGAGGAAGCGGGAAUUAGAUGCUGAGAGGCAGUGUACUCAGGAGCUUCAGGAAGCCAUGCACAUGGCUAUAGAAGGGCAUGCAAGACUUUUAGAACAAUAUGCAGAUUUGGAAGAGAAACACAUCCAUUUGCUUGCAAGACAUAGACAGAUCCAAGAUGGAAUCGAGGAUGUCAAGAAAGCGGCUUCCAGAGCAGGAGUAAGAGGUGCAGAAUCUAAGUUCAUAAAUGCCCUUGCUGCUGAAAUUUCAGCUUUAAAAGCGGAAAGAGAAAAAGAACGAAGAAUCUUGAGGGAUGAAAAUAAAGGGCUUCAGUCCCAGUUGAAGGACACUGCAGAAGCAGUACAAGCUGCUGGUGAACUGCUUUUGCGGCUUAAGGAGGCUGAAGAAACUGUCACUGCUGCACAGAAACGGGCUAUGGAUGCAGAGCAGGAAGCCGCCAAGGCCUACAAACAAAUUGACAAGUUGAAGAAGAAACAUGAGAAGGAGAUCAUCACACUUAAUGAGCUCCUUGCAGAAGCACGUUUGCCGAAGGAAUCGGUACGACCAACUUAUGAUGACGAUGUCGUCAUGCCCAGUUAUGACGACUCAAAGGAACCAAACAGUUUUAAUGAUCAGUUUGAGCCAUUUCAUAAUAAUGCAGAGUAUGGCGAGCUUGCAAAACUAGCAGAACCAUCAUGGUUCUCUGGUUACGAUAGAUGUAACAUAUAAAUAUAUCAUCACAUUACAAUGUGUCAUUUGUAUUAAUUUGUUCAUAUAUGAUUUGAAAGAAAUGGUUGUAUUCUUUAGUUCCUACUUUUUGUUAGCAUAAACGAGUUUCUCUCCCCAUUUAUAUCUUACUCAAAACUAUUUUGAGUUGGCACAACAUUUACCUGAUAGCGAUUGUCGGUUGCAAAGUCGAUGAUGCAGAUUUUCAUUCUUU
Vigna unguiculata (cowpea) is the source of this 4210-nucleotide messenger RNA. RefSeq names its product phragmoplast-associated kinesin-related protein 1 (gene PAKRP1). Gene Ontology annotation, biological process: microtubule-based movement. Lineage: Eukaryota; Viridiplantae; Streptophyta; Magnoliopsida; Fabales; Fabaceae. The record is from RefSeq and is a predicted model, not a curated record. Gene Ontology annotation, molecular function: microtubule motor activity; ATP binding; microtubule binding.